Poeciliopsis prolifica (blackstripe livebearer) is the source of this 2220-nucleotide messenger RNA. It is a transcript of the gene mmd, whose product is annotated as monocyte to macrophage differentiation-associated. The transcript is spliced from 7 exons. Bases 395 to 1225 code for a protein of 276 amino acids. Gene Ontology annotation, molecular function: pore-forming activity. Gene Ontology annotation, cellular component: membrane. The record is from RefSeq and is a predicted model, not a curated record. Lineage: Eukaryota; Metazoa; Chordata; Actinopteri; Cyprinodontiformes; Poeciliidae.
UAUUGAUGAUGUUACCGUCUUCCUCAAAUCUGAUUGGCCCGUGUUGCAGAAGCGUCGUUCCUGAUUGGCUCAGCCCACCGCCAAUCAACUAACUGAACACCGGUGGAGCUCAACGGGAUUCGGUUUUUAUUUUACUGUGUGGACAGCGGCAGCUCGGUUUUCGGGGCGCUCUGGGCUUCCACCUGUGAGACGCUGGUGCUCAUGGACAUUUCCAUCUUCCAGAUGAGGCGUUGAUUCGGGGUUUCCAUCAUCAUGGUGUUGAGGAAAAGGCUAAAAUGGAGCGUUAGCAGUGGGCGGGGUGGCGCCGCCGGUGCCUUGUAGCUACAAUUAGCUUGUAGCCCGCUAGCUGGAUGCUAGGCCUUUCGGUUUGUUUAGCUUGUAGUCCGCUAGCUGGAUGCUAGCCCUUUCGGUUUGUGUGGCUCCUCGGACAGGUUUAUUGUUUUAUUCCUCCUCAAAUACACCAGGCCUUUGUUGUUUUCAUCUGUGGAAUAUAAGAGGAGCAGAUAUGCAGGGUGUUUAUAGUUUUCACAGAUUCAUGAACCGACGGGCUUCUGCUAACUGCCGCUACCAGCCCACCGUUUACGAACAUGCUGCCAACUGCUACACUCACGCACUCCUCAUCGUGCCGGCCUUCGUGGGAAUGACGCUGUUGCACUGCUUGUCCGACAACAACUGGGAGCGGAUCACGGCCUGGGUGUACGGACUGGGCCUGUGCGCCCUCUUUGUGGUCUCCACCGUGUUUCACAUCAUCACCUGGAAGAAGAGCCACAUGAGGUCAGUGGAGCAGUGCUUCCACAUGUGUGACCGAGUCGUCAUCUACUUCUUCAUCGCUGCCUCUUACACACCUUGGUUGAACCUGCGGGAGCUCGGACCGUUAGCGGCUCACAUGCGCUGGUUUGUGUGGCUCAUGGCUGCUGCUGGGACCAUUUAUGUCUUCAACUAUCAUGAAAAGUACAAACUGGUGGAGUUGGCCUUCUACUUGACGAUGGGAUUUUUUCCUGCAUCAGUUGUGACAUCAAUGAGCAACACGGACGGCCUGCAGGAGCUGGCGUGUGGUGGACUCAUCUACUGCCUCGGCGUGUUCUUCUUCAAGAGCGACGGCGUCAUCCCCUUCGCUCACGCCAUCUGGCACGUGUUUGUGGCUCUGGCUGCCGCCGUGCAUUACUACGCCAUCUGGAAGUACCUGUACAACACGCCCAGCUCCGAAUCCCUCCUCCAGUCCUGACUGCCCAGCCGCCCCCCACUGCCCAACCAAGCUGCAACAGUAAAAGUUUACGACAACGACCUUAACUUGUUUACUGUUUUGUAACCAGGAGGAAAGCAGGUUGUCACCGUCCUCUGAUGAAAUCAAGUGUUUUUGUAAGAGAAGAAAUCUCCAGAGCUCUGGUAUUUGCAACGUUUGAUAGCGUGUUUUUAAAACCACUCAAUGCGAGUCACAUUCCUCUUUAAGGGUCGAUCUGAUUCAUCCGGAGAAAAUAGAGCAAGGUGCUAAAAAUCAGCAGCUCUUAUUAUUUCUACUGAAAGAAACCAAAGCUCCAAAUGAAGGCAGCAUAACAAAAACUUCAACGUUUAAAAAAAAAUGGUUAAGAAUGUUUUAAGGUAGAGUUAUUCACAUAUCUGAACCAAAACUAUAUAAAUCAUGAUUUCUUCUAUUAAUAUUUGUUUAGCGCAUGCUCGCUCUGUUUCUGUUGGAAGUUGUUGGCGCCCUCUGGUGGCAGCGGGGUAGCAUUCCUCAGUAUUUUAUCAUGUAGAGGAGAAACAGGAGAGCUGGGGUGUUAAUGAGCCAAAUGAGGAGACUCCCAAUUAAAAGCAGUUUUAUUUAUUUUUUUUAAAUAAAAUGUGAAUAUUGUGUGUGUGUGUAUGUGAGCUGUUGUGUUGUGUAACAUUUCCUGUUGUAUGUCUUGUGAUUUUUACACACCGAUGUUAAACAGUGUUUCAUAUCAUGUGGACUAUAAUUAUUUUUUUGUACGUUUGCUUCCUGUUUUGUUUUCCUUCCAAGCGACGUCUGAAACCAACUCCCAGUUCAUGUUUAAUAAUCAUGACUCUUCUCUUGUGAUUCAGUCUGUUUUCUAUGUUGAUUCUGAUGCUGCUGGCCUUUUUGCAGAGAAUAAUUGCUUCUGGUUUCUCUUUCACUGGCUGGUGAUGGUUCUUUGUAAAAUCUGAACGCUCCACUGUACUGAACAUCACCUUGGUAACGCGACAAUAAAGACAAUAUCUGCA